AUGUCUUCAACCUCUUCUGAGCAUCUUUGUCGUUACACAAAAUUCUCAAUUUUUACACACGUGUUUGAAAACUUGAAAAUUCUUACACUUCAAACACAAAGGUUGACAGGCAAAACAAUGACAUCCGAGAAAAUGCAACAAAAAAUUAAUUUAACAUUGAAUAAAAAAAGUAUUUUCUCAAAUGGUCAUGACUUGACAAAUGAUUGA
Clunio marinus is the source of this 207-nucleotide messenger RNA. NCBI's taxonomy places the organism in Eukaryota, Metazoa, Arthropoda, Insecta, Diptera, Chironomidae. The record is from the annotation of a GenBank genome assembly.